CCCAUACAUGGUUUAAAUCUCGAUCACUUCCGAGGGAAGGACGUACUUUUCUUCGACUUUCUUAUGAGAUUUGUCAGUCUGUUGUGGUUUUGCUUCUCUAACUCCCAUGCUCUGAUUAGAACUAUGCGACUUUGUACACAUUUCAUCGUUAUAGUUUUAUAAUAUCAUCGAACGGUUUCUGGCUUUAAAUUACAUCAUCAUGGUUAUACAGUAAUCCGCUGAUCAGUGUCCAACAAUGAUUACAAUGAGGUGGAGGAAGAUUUACAUAAUUGGUGCUGCAUUGUUUCUUUGCUGGAACAUUGUCAUGUACUAUGUUUUUAUUAACAGUAAGCAAACUAAAGGGACACUGACCAGGUUGUCAAAGAAGUUGUCAAAUUUACAAGAUCAAAUCCAUCAACAAAUUCAAGAAAAUGACGAGCUAUUAGAAGAUAUAAAGAGACAGAAAGAUAUUUUUAUUAAAAAACAAAAAUCCCUUGGUAUUUCUUUUGAUUUUAAAAGCAAAGAAGAGGCUGAGCCACCUGCUGUUGCUCAUCAUAGUGGUGUUGUCAUACCAGUCUUAGUUAUAGCAUGUAAUCGACCUACAGUUAGAAAAUGUAUUGAUUUAUUGAUCAAAUACCGACCAUCUAAAGAACAAUUCCCCAUUAUUGUAAGUCAAGACUGUGAUCAUGAAGAAACUGCUAAAGUUAUACAGUCAUAUGGAGAUCAACUCACACACAUACAGCAACCUGAUCAAAGCAAUAUUUACCUUCCUCCAAAAGAGGUGAAAUAUCAGGGUUAUUAUCGCAUAUCAAGACAUUACAAAUGGGCUUUAGGACAAGUAUUCAAUCAAUUUAGAUACAAUAGUGUUAUAAUAGUUGAAGAUGACUUAGAUGUAGCUGUGGAUUUUUUUGAAUAUUUUCUUGCUUCAUAUUCAAUUUUAAUACGUGAUCCAACACUCUAUUGUGUGUCUGCCUGGAAUGACAAUGGCAAAGAGAAGCUUAUAUCACAACAAAGCGAUUUACUAUAUAGAACAGAUUUUUUUCCCGGUUUGGGUUGGAUGAUGACUCAAAAUAUGUGGAGUGAAUUGGAACCAAAAUGGCCCAAUGGUUUCUGGGAUGAUUGGAUUCGAGAACCAGAACAAAGGAAAGGUAGAUCUUGUAUUAGGCCUGAAAUAUCUAGAACUGAUACUUUUGGUAAAGUUGGAGUUAGCAAGGGACUGUUUUUUGAACAGCAUCUCAAGUUUAUUAGAUUAAAUACAGAUUUUGUGGAGUUUACAAAAAUGGAUCUCAGUUACCUCAUCAAAGAAAAUUAUGACCCAAAGUUUUUAAAACUUGUUUACGAGACUCCCAGCAUUACAGUAAAUCAGCUGACACGUGAGAAUGGCCGAGGAUUACAUACUGUUAGAAUUCAGUACUCUGAUAAUAAUUCUUUUAAAAGCAUUGCCAAAGUGUUAGGAAUUAUGGUUGAUUUCAAGGCUGGAGUCCCAAGAACAGGCUAUCUUGGUAUUAUUACUUUUAUGUACAAUAAUAUUAGAGUUUACCUGGCACCUGCACAGAGCUGGACAGGAUAUGAUCCAACCUGGAGUUAACAUUAAAUUUAUAAUCAAAAAUUUCUUUGCAAUAAAAAUUAAUGAUUAUUUUUGUAAAAAAUUGUAGUUAAAAAAAUCUGUAAAAAAUCAAACUUAUUUUUAGAUUACUGAAUUUUGCAAUAAAGUGCAGUUACAAUUAUCUAUUUUUUUUUAAUUAAUAAGUAACAUCAGUAAUCAGUUG
Molecule: messenger RNA, 1748 nt
Organism: Saccoglossus kowalevskii
Lineage: Eukaryota; Metazoa; Hemichordata; Enteropneusta; Harrimaniidae
Product: alpha-1,3-mannosyl-glycoprotein 2-beta-N-acetylglucosaminyltransferase-like
Biological process (GO): protein N-linked glycosylation
Cellular component (GO): Golgi apparatus
Molecular function (GO): alpha-1,3-mannosylglycoprotein 2-beta-N-acetylglucosaminyltransferase activity
Source: RefSeq, a predicted model, not a curated record